Candoia aspera is the source of this 3030-nucleotide messenger RNA. RefSeq names its product growth arrest specific 7 (gene GAS7). The record is from RefSeq and is a predicted model, not a curated record. Gene Ontology annotation, molecular function: actin filament binding. The transcript is spliced from 14 exons. The coding region runs from base 78 to 1541 and encodes 487 amino acids. Gene Ontology annotation, cellular component: actin filament; cytoplasm; plasma membrane. Gene Ontology annotation, biological process: actin filament polymerization; neuron projection morphogenesis. NCBI's taxonomy places the organism in Eukaryota, Metazoa, Chordata, Lepidosauria, Squamata, Candoiidae.
GCAGCCAGAGGCAAUCAGCUCGGCACCUGUGGCGGCUAGAGCCGAGUUUCUCGGGCAAGUCGCUGGGCUGCUGUGUGAUGCCACCGCCCGGGCAGGAGCGAGUGGUGCCUGUGCUGGGGGCGCGCUGCAGAACCCUCUACCCCUUCUCCGGGGAGCGACAUCGACACGGGCUGCGCUUCGCGGCGGGGGAGCUGCUCACCGUCCUCCAGGCGGGGCCCGACGGCGGUUGGUGGGAAGGGGAGACGGCCGAAGGGCUGAGGGGCUGGUUCCCGGCCAGCUAUGUCCAGCUAAUUGAGAAACCUAGGAAGGCCAUUCCUCAAGUUGGAGAAGAUUCUCAAAAUGGUCAUCUCCCACCUGGCUGGCAAAGUUAUAUGUCUCCCCAGGGGCGAAGAUACUAUGUGAACACUUUCACCAAUGAGACUACUUGGGAGCGGCCAAGCAGCGUCCCAGGAACCCCAAAGAAUUCAGUGACCCAGAAGAACUCCUUGCCUACAGUGAACGGAUACCACAUACCAGGCACAUUGGCAUCCCAGCUAGAACCAAGCCACAUGAGUCUCCGCAAAAUCAGCAGUGACCCUCAGAGUCCUGGGUCUCCAUCACCUACUCGAAAGCAGAAUAAGGAGAACACCUUUACGAUAAACUGUGUGACUUUUCCCCACCCUGACGCAAUGCCAGAACAGCAGUUGCUGAAACCUUCUGAAUGGAGCUACUGUGAUUAUUUCUGGGCUGAUAAGAAGGAUCCCCAAGGGAACAGUACAGUCUCAGGAUUUGAAAUUCUGUUACAGAAGCAACUGAAAGGAAAGCAAAUGCAGAAAGAAAUGGCAGAGUUUAUUCGAGAAAGAAUAAAAAUUGAAGAAGAAUAUGCCAAGAACUUGUCUAAACUAUCACAAAACUCUCUGGCUGCCCAGGAAGAAGGGACACUUGGUGAAUCCUGGUCUCAACUGAAAAAAAGCAUGGCUGAUGAGGCAGAGGUUCAUCUUAAAUUUUCCUCUAAGCUCCAGGCUGAAGUGGAAAAACCUCUACUCAACUUCCGUGAAAACUUCAAGAAAGACAUGAAAAAGUAUGACCACCAUAUUGCUGAUUUGCGGAAACAGUUGGUUAGUAGGUAUGCAGCAGUGGAAAAGGCUCGAAAAGCAUUAACAGAGAGGCAAAAGGAUUUAGAAAUGAAAACACAGCAGUUGGAGAUAAAACUGAGCAACAAGACAGAAGAGGAAAUUAAAAAGGCCAGGCGGAAGUCUACUCAAGCUGGAGAUGAUCUCAUGCGUUGUGUGGAUUUGUAUAACCAAGCUCAGUCAAAAUGGUUUGAAGAAAUGGUAACCACCUCUCUGGAACUUGAGAGGCUAGAAGUAGAGAGGGUGGAAAUGAUUCGGCAGCACCUUUGCCAAUAUACACAGUUGCGACACGAGACAGACAUGUUCAACCAAAGUACAGUGGAACCUGUGGAUCAGUUGCUUCAGAAAGUGGAUCCAGCCAAAGACAGAGAACUGUGGGUAAAAGAACAUAAAACUGGUAACAUCAGACCUGUGGAUAUGGAAAUAUAGACUUCUGUGACCAGGUGGGCUUUGGGCUCCACCAGGUUUGAGGGAAUUCCCUAAAGCUUCAAGAGGAGGAACAGGAGAGAUGUUCCAAUGUCAGCUUCCAUAUCUAUUUAUUAUUGUCUGUAGGGACUAUUUCUGUCAUGUUUGAUCAUUAUUCCAUUCCUAUAGUGCUAUGCCUUAAACAUCCAACAUUCCAGGGUUGAGAAGCUACUCUUUUUCCUUCUUUUUGAAACAGACUCCUAGCAGCUAAGCACGCGCAGCUCCCAUGAUCAAUUGCUGGGUCUGUUUGCUGGUACAAAAAGAAUUUUGCUAUUCCGUGAUUAUCUAUUUUGUGCUACUCCCCUUGCAUGAUGCUCUGUUUUGUACUGUAAUGUUAAGACACAAUAAGGCUGUGCCAAACAUAUGGAUGGAUGAGUUUGAAUGUGACUCUGGAAGCCGGGAGAUCCUCCUGAACGUUCCCACUGAAUUGUGUGGGAGUGGGGAGAUGGUUUUAAACCCCCUCCUUCUCUCCCACCUACACUUUAUGAAAUGGAGUUCGUAAUGCUUACCUACCUCACAGGGGUGUUGUGAGGAUAAUAUUAUGUUUUAACAACCAUUGUCUCCUAUAAUUGCAAAUGCUAUUGCAAGGCUACAGUGAAAAGGCUUUUUCGGGUAAAGAAAACAAGGCCGUGGGUCAGGAGACAAUGUACCCAAAGAAAACUGCUUGGGUUGGCCCUCUUUUAUACUGUCUCUCAGGUACUUACUGGCUGCAGUCCUCAAGCUACUUGUGAUCUGAUUGACUUCUUCAGGAUCUGCAGAAGUGAUCCGAGAAUUGGAAUCAUUGACCCCCCAAUAGAAAAAGAGCACUCUCAAGGCCCAGAUGCCUCCCAUCAGGUGUGCUUCAAGAGCCUUUGGAAGACUGUAAGAAAUCAAAUUCAAACUGUAUCUCAUCCAAAAAAUAACCUACAUGAAACUAUUAGAGGCCAGGACCUUCCUAGCCAACAUGUCUUCCCUGAUAACCAAUUUUGUGCUCAUGUCACAAAGAUCUCUGGAUUGAUGACAAGCAAAAUUCAAGUGGAACUUGGGUUUGGGGGAAGAUCUUGCAUGCCUUUGGCUCUUGAGUUCCCACACUCUGGCAGCUAUUUUAAAAAAUGUUUUAUUUUAUAACAGAGUUCAGGCCAUAUUAAGUCCUAUUGCAAAGCUAUCAGAUGGCCAAAAAUCAGCACAAGUGAGUUAAGAAGUGACUAUAUGGAUCCAGCCAAAGAUGCAUUAUACAACUAGAUAUUUUCAGAAGUGCAGCUAUUUACGAUGGUACUACAAGGCCUUACCAAUUGAUCCUGAGCUCCUGUAUUUGAGAAACUGUUGGGGGAAACUUGUUCCCCUCCUUUUUUCAUUUGUCUUGCAAUGGUGUUUGUACAGCACAAACAUUUGCUUCAAGUAUCAGAGCUUUAAUUUUUUGUACUGCCAAGUAUUUUGUUUGAACAUGUGUCAUAAACAUCUACCCUUCAUUUUU